AUGGCCACGAUCGUCAAGGAACUAUGGGGAGCCCACCCAACCUUCAUCCGCCAGCUGACUCGCAAGUCCAUCUUUGAUCUGGCCCGCAGCGCUCCAAACGGAGGGGCUGGGCUUCGGAUCGCGUCGACGGAGCACUAUCGAAAGGGCAUGCAUGACUCCUUCUACACCAUCACCACCGUCAAGGAUCAAGAUGCGUACGGUGUUCUGACGUGGAAAGGCAAGCAGGGACCUGCACCCGUCCGAAUUCCCAAGGCCGAUGCCGGCAAGUGGCAUCUGUACGAGCCGCCACAUGAGCUCAAGACCAUCGAGGAGAAGCUGCGGAUCCUUCCGGACGCCCCGGCCCGUCCCUGA
Molecule: messenger RNA, 351 nt
Organism: Polychytrium aggregatum
Lineage: Eukaryota; Fungi; Chytridiomycota; Chytridiomycetes; Polychytriales
Exons: 3
Coding region: 1-351 (116 amino acids)
Source: RefSeq, a predicted model, not a curated record